Molecule: messenger RNA, 882 nt
Organism: Prosopis cineraria
Lineage: Eukaryota; Viridiplantae; Streptophyta; Magnoliopsida; Fabales; Fabaceae
Product: phytohormone-binding protein CSBP-like
Exons: 2
Coding region: 83-577 (164 amino acids)
Biological process (GO): defense response; abscisic acid-activated signaling pathway
Cellular component (GO): cytoplasm; nucleus
Molecular function (GO): protein phosphatase inhibitor activity; abscisic acid binding; signaling receptor activity
Source: RefSeq, a predicted model, not a curated record
AAGGGGACCUUCCGAAGUCCCAGAGCCUACAUCAGAAAGAUCGCUGGGGCUAUAUACCAUUAGCUUCUAUUUCCUUUCCUUGAUGUAUACGAAACAAAUCUCAAAAAGUCGAACGAUAAACACCACGAUGGUGAAGGAGUUCAACACCCAAACAGUAGUGAGCGUGGGGCUUGAAAUCUUUUGGCAAGCUCUGGCCAAGGACUUCAUCGUCAUCGUUCCAAAGGUACUUCCACAGCACGUGAAAGACGUGCAAGUGCUUGAAGGAGACGGAGGCCUCGGCACAGUCCUCAACUUCAACUUUUGUUCCGAUGCAUCAACAGGAAGUUACCAGAAAGAGAGAAUUUCAGAGCUUGAUUGGAGUUCAUAUGAGAUAGGGUUGGAAGUGAUUGAAGGUGGCCAUCUGAAUCGUGGUUUCUCGUUCUACAAGACAAGCUUUCUGCUAGCUGCAAAAGGACCUGAUCAGACUGAGGUCAACGUGAAGAUAAGUUAUGAAGCUGAGAACGAAGAUGUGAAAUCAGCAGAGCCCACCUUAUUCUACAUUAGGAGCCUGGAAAAUUAUCUGUUACAUGAUUCGUAAACGUUUCGGGCCAUUUCUUCUGGAGGCUAUCUGGGUCCCUCUAGUUUCCGCAGCUGUGUGUUAGUAGCUUGAUCUUGUUUUGACUUUCCUGGUAGAAUCUGUUAGUUUCAUCUUUAAUGGCCAAUAAAUGAACAAGAAGCUAAUACCAGUCGGCCUCCCCGUAAAACUUGUCUUAUUGCGUGGCUGUGUAGCCUUUGUCUUCUUCUAGAUCAUGUGAUUUGAUGGGAAAUAACAUCCGUAUUUUGUUCCAAAAUUGUUAUCUAGGCAGGUCUAUAUUUUUAUAAAAAUAAUACUGAAUUCCAUAA